Molecule: messenger RNA, 461 nt
Organism: Racocetra persica
Lineage: Eukaryota; Fungi; Glomeromycota; Glomeromycetes; Diversisporales; Gigasporaceae
Source: the annotation of a GenBank genome assembly
UUGCAGCAGAACAUGAAGGACCGCAAAAUAAACAAGAAAAGAAAUUAAAUCAAUUAUACAUAGAAGCAGCACAAAGAGAAAUAGAUCAAUUAGAGAUCAAGAAGCAAGGUCAAAUCACCCAAAAUAGAAACAUUCAUAAAGACACAAUUAUCACAACUAGACUAAACAGUAUGAAAACAAAUUAUAAAUAUGUUUCCCAAUUAAUGAAGCAACAAACUGAUAAACACAUACAAAAAAUCAAAAGUGUCACAAAUAAGAAAAUCUACGAAGCAGAAACUGCAGAAAAUAAGAAAACUUAUCUAUAUAAAGUAAUAUCUGUAUUAACAGAAACAAAAGAUGCUAUUCUCUGGAAGAAUAGAAAUCUAGUAAAAGAUAUAGAAGAAGACUACGAAUAUGCAACAAAUACUGCAUUAAACUUAGACAGAAAAGACUUUGAAGAAAUGCAAGAAUGGGAACAAUGA